Messenger RNA from Leptopilina heterotoma, 1790 nucleotides. RefSeq names its product inositol polyphosphate multikinase (gene Ipk2). Gene Ontology annotation, biological process: inositol phosphate biosynthetic process. Gene Ontology annotation, cellular component: nucleus; cytoplasm. The record is from RefSeq and is a predicted model, not a curated record. Gene Ontology annotation, molecular function: inositol tetrakisphosphate kinase activity; inositol-1,4,5-trisphosphate 3-kinase activity. Lineage: Eukaryota; Metazoa; Arthropoda; Insecta; Hymenoptera; Figitidae. The transcript is spliced from 4 exons. The coding region runs from base 370 to 1653 and encodes 427 amino acids.
AUAUUCACUUGAUUGAAGUCACAUGUUCAAUUGCGCAUCCAAAAGAAAAGUGACAUUUUUAUUGUUCAUUAUUUAUUUAGUUUAUUAUUUAUUACACUUUAAUUAAACAAGUGAUUACCCUUGAAAAUGUUAUAUCAAAUUUGAUAAAUUUUCAAAUAAAAGUGAGAAUUAUUGUACAAUAAUUCAAAAAAGGAAAGGAAACAAAAUUUAAUAUUUUUUGUUUUGAUUCUGUCAGAAAAGUAUAUUUUUAUAAUACAUAUAUAUGUAUAUAUUGAAUAUUAUAUAAAAGUGUUUGAUAACCAAAUACUUGAAAAUCGGUUUUUUUAUUAUAAUAUAUAAAUAUAUGACAAAGAAUAAUUAAAAAUAAUAAUGAUUUCUACAAAAUCGGUGAAUUUUCAAAAAAAAUAUGAAUUACCUGAGGGAACAUCUAUUUUGGAAUCACAAGUGGCUGGACAUCCGUUCGACGUGGAGAAAAAUACAAUUAGCAUGCUGAAAAGUGAUAACGGUCAUGUUUUAAAGCCUGUAUCGAAAAUUUUACUUGGAAAGAGAGAAAUUGAAUUUUACGAAAAUUUACAAAAUGCUUCCGAUGAUAUUUCAUCGCAAUUGUUACGAUUCAUUCCAAAUUAUUAUGGAACAAGGGAAUUGGAAAUUACUGAAAAAUCAACGACAUUUUUAGAAUUGGCUGACAUAACGAAAGGUAUGAGUGAACCUUGCGUUAUGGAUAUUAAAAUUGGAAAAAGAACGUGGGAUCCUCUUGCAGGGGAAGAGAAACAAAUUGCCGAAGGAAAAAAAUAUGUGGAAUCAAGACGUGCCUAUGGAUUUUGUAUUCCAGGUUUUCAAGUCUAUCGACUGUCUGAUGGUCAAUUGAGAAAAUUUGGCAAAGAUUAUGGCAAACAAUUGAAUGAAAAAUCUGUCAUUGAAGCACUGGAAUUAUUUCUCAAUAUUUCCACAGGCAAUUUACCAAAUCGAGAUUUAAUAUUAAAACUUUUGUCAUUUUUGUGGAAGAUAUUGGCAUUUUUUCGUGCACAAAAAAAAUAUCGUUUCUAUUCGAGUUCAUUAUUAAUAGCAUACGAUGCAAUGAAAUUACGUCAAUUAACACGUUUAAAUGGCCAUCAAAAUGAAUCAUCAUUGCCAUCAAUGAAUCGUAGUAAUACAUUUUCACAUUCAUUGAAUUCCGUUGAUAUUCAAAGUCAGCCGGUUGUCAUUGAAAAUGGCAUAAAAGGACUUUUUAAAAGUGCAUCGCCAACAUUUUUAAAGAGAGCAAUUCACAAUCGAACAUUAGAUAGAUUUCAAACGUUAAAAAGAAGUCUAUCGAGUCAUGAGAUAACGAAAAAAGAAAUUGACAAACAACAAACAACAGCAACAUCAACGCCUAUUGUGAAUUUCGAAGAAAAUCGAUUAUUUCGAACACAUUCUUACACUCAUAAUUUUGAUAAUGAUAUUAAGGAAAUGAAGGAGGAUUACGCGACAAUUCUCGCUGAACUUUGCGGUAAAUCAAAGGAACAACAAAAUUGGGUGCGAAUUAAUAUGAUUGAUUUCACUCAUGUCUUUCCUGCCGAUGAUGAUGAUUUUGAUCACAAUUAUCUCGAGGGUCUUGAAAGUUUAAUUAAACUUUUGGAAAGAUUUUUGGCACGAGUAAUAAAGAGAAAUUAGUCGUAAGUCAUAUGAGAAAUUGUGUCGAUAACUAAUUAUAAAUUAAUAUUAAUUAAUAUUUGUAUUUAUAUAAUUUUUAAUUUGAAUUUAUACAAUUAUACCACUAAUUGCAAUUUGAAUUAAUUAUAUUUAUACGA